This is a messenger RNA of Quercus lobata, 941 nucleotides long. RefSeq names its product SWIM zinc finger family protein / mitogen-activated protein kinase kinase kinase (MAPKKK)-like protein. The record is from RefSeq and is a predicted model, not a curated record. The coding region runs from base 74 to 799 and encodes 241 amino acids. The transcript has a single exon. Lineage: Eukaryota; Viridiplantae; Streptophyta; Magnoliopsida; Fagales; Fagaceae. Gene Ontology annotation, molecular function: ubiquitin protein ligase activity; zinc ion binding.
ACCAAUAACGACACGUAUCAAAAAACGACACGCUUCAUUUUCUCAAAACCAAAAUUUACCACCUUAACUCCCGAUGGAGUCUGUUGCCUCCACUUCUUCAUCAACAUCACACAACCACCGUCCUCAGCCGCGGUUCAAACCCACGCAGCCCAUCGCAGACAGGAUAGUCCGAGCCCUCCGCCACCAACUCCGCCUCCUCCACCGCUCAGAAUCCAAGUUCUUCGUCUUGGGUGCCACGGGAAAUGUUUACACUGUAACCUUAUCAGCCACACCUUCAUGCUCGUGCCCUGACCGUUUAACACCAUGCAAGCACAUCUUGUUCAUCUUUAUUCGAGCACUGGGUGUUCCUGUAGAUGAUGUUUGUCUUCGUAGGAGGACUCUGAGGCCAUGCCAGCUCAACCGACUACUCGGCUCGCCUACCUUGCCUGACUCACUUGCAGGGGCUAGCGUACGCGAGAGGUUUCAUCAGCUAUUCGUUCAAGCAAGGCAAGGUGACAAUUUGAGACCAGUCGUUGAGGUAGAAGAUGGAACUACGUGCCCAGUUUGCUUGGACGAGAUGGGAAAGGAAGAGAGAGUUGUGAGGUGUGGGACUUGUAGGAAUCCAAUUCAUGAAGAAUGUUUAUUGAAGUGGAGGAGAAUUAGGGGAAGAAGGUCAGCUAGUUGUGUGAUAUGUAGGGCAAGGUGGAGGGGGAGUGAUCAAGAACAGUACUUGAACCUGGCUGCUUUUGUUAGCGAGGAGGACAACACAGGUGAUCACGGCGGCGGUGGGGGUCUGGGUCUUGGUCUUUGUGGUGGUUAAGUCUAUUUCAUCAUCUGAUCUCCGGCAAGAAGGAAAAUGCAUGUUAGGCUUUGGGUUUGGGAUAUUUGUUAAUUUGUAUAUAUUACAUGCGUAGAACUUUGUAAAUUUUUAAGGGUUAAACAGUGUUUUCGACUUCAGUUUU